This is a messenger RNA of Colletotrichum orchidophilum, 219 nucleotides long. RefSeq lists its product as uncharacterized. NCBI's taxonomy places the organism in Eukaryota, Fungi, Ascomycota, Sordariomycetes, Glomerellales, Glomerellaceae. The record is from RefSeq and is a predicted model, not a curated record. The coding region runs from base 1 to 219 and encodes 72 amino acids. The transcript has a single exon.
AUGACUGCAUCAAAGGAUAGCUCUACGCCCUCCCACGUCGCAUUGGCGGAAGCAUCAGUCUCGACAAAUGCCCCUGGCGAGUAUCCGAAGCCCGAUGCAAAAGCCGUCGUAAUGGCCGAUGAGCAUAUCAUUCCGGCCACUGUCCAACCAGUUCAGCUGAGCGAAGACCCCUCUGAUGCUACUCCCCAUACCGGCGCGGAGGAGAUUCCUCCCGUGUAG